Messenger RNA from Aureobasidium vineae, 1938 nucleotides. NCBI's taxonomy places the organism in Eukaryota, Fungi, Ascomycota, Dothideomycetes, Dothideales, Saccotheciaceae. The record is from the annotation of a GenBank genome assembly.
AUGGCUGCAUCUCUCCCCGAACGGGAGCGCGACCUCCUCCGGCGCAUCGAUGCCGCAAUCGACCGUAUGCGCGCCGUCACGCCAGACGAGCCCUACGUGCUGAGCAUCCCUCAGGACGAGCCCAAGUACCACCACCAUUCCCAUCACUCGAGCCAGAUGUGGCGCACUGGCACUCCGUUUCGCUCCGACGACGACCCCAACCAACAAUACCAGACAUUCUACUACCACGAGCCCCUCUCGGACGUCUUUCAGUUGCAUCGCAACUCUCACUACCAAAAGGACAAUGUCUCCGUCUCUUCACAGCCACGCGAAAAGGAGAGCAGCACCCAGAGCACUCCUAGCAUGCUCCCCAAGAAGAAGAUCAGCCUGGCUGCUUAUGCCAACAAAAAGACACAGCCAGACUCCACCCUCAACCACCACAACAAGACUGAGUCCGAGUCGACUUCUUCACAAUCGCUCAAGUCGCGCGACUCUGCCAACCUACCGCGCAUGCUGUCCCCACUACGUGACCAGUCACAACAAUCACAACAACCAAGACCUUCACCACGUCAAAAGCCGCCGAAGCAAUCACUCCUACCUCCUCGCCUGAUAUCUCCCACUCUUCCUCCGAGCAUCAUCGCCUCUCUGGAUGCGAAGCCAUACCAAUCUUCACGCCAAAAGCAUGCCUCGAAAUGCCUCCCCUCCCCGCUACCGCCGGCUGCCGAAAAGUCGCGCAAGCAUCCGACAAACAUUCCUGAACACAAAACACGCGACUCACCUCAAGAAGACGAGGAUCAAGAUACUGCGCGUCCAUCGCUUAUCGUUAAGUUCAAGAUCCCCAAGAGCAUGCGCAAGAACCUCUGUCGAUAUCUACAAAUGAAGCCACAACCACAAACUCAAGUCAUUCGUGUAUUACCUCCAGAAAAACCCCCAGCUCCAGUACAAGCCACACCGCAAGCAACCAAAAGACCUCGUCCGGCAGAGGAAGAUACUCCACUCCCUGAGUCGAAACGCAAGAAGGUUCUCAAAACGGAGCCGUCGAACGUCAAGCAGGAACCCAGUACGCCCUUGCCUGUCACUCCCGCGGCGCAAAAGGCUACACCCAUCGCGCGCAACGGCACCAAAGAUCUGCGUGCCUCUGCUGCUAUGAAGCGUGUUGAGUCGACAGACAGCAUGGUGAAUGGCACACCGCAAUCUUCGCGCCAACUCAAUGGUAUCACCAAACCUUCUCCCUCGUCUGGUCACGUCAAGACGGCCGAGUCAAAGGCUUGGGAUGUCGAAGCAGCACGAUUAGGAAAGUUGGGCCGUGAACUGAAGCAUGCCGCCUCAGACCUGGACAAGCCAAACACCAAUAGCGGUCACGCCGAUUCACGAUCUCGCGAAAAUGCAGCUGCCAUGUCCCUCGAGUCCUUUUUGUUGUUCAUGCUUUCAUUCUACUGCUCUGACCGUGGUCUUGCCGUCCGCAACCCUCCUGCUCCUUUGGACGGUGGGCGCACUUGGGGUACCAUCCCAGCAUUUCUCAAUUUUGUCCGCACACGCUGCCAGUACUUCCCGGCUCUCGAUGGUGUGGCAUGCCAUCUAAGUGCUGUAUGCAACGCCAUGAUUAUGGUGCGGUUAACGACAAUACGCGAACGAUCGCAGGAUAUGACGCCUGAGGAAGCGCGUACACUUCACAAUGCCGCAUCAGCAGGUCUCAAGGCUUCCAAAGAAGGCACCUCGAAGUUGCCUUUGUCAAUGGUCAUGUCUACUUUCCCGAAGACCUGGAAGAAGGCCAUGAACAGCAAUGCCCCAGCUACAGGAGCUGAGGACGACGUCAAGAUUGGUCGAUACACUGGGGACAUUACUCUACCGCUCGGCAUGGACACCGAGCCUCUCAUUGCAGUCAGAAUUGGAUACGCAUUGCUGAGAGAAUGGUGUGUCAGCAAAGGACUCAAAUACGAGAUGAAGCUUGGACUCUAG